This is a messenger RNA of Schistosoma rodhaini, 5400 nucleotides long. The record is from the annotation of a GenBank genome assembly. Lineage: Eukaryota; Metazoa; Platyhelminthes; Trematoda; Strigeidida; Schistosomatidae.
AUAAAAUGCAGCGACUGGCCUGUCUGUUCUUUCAUUCAGUGAAAUUCACCUCUCUCUCACUUCGUUAAAACAACAAUGAGAAUUAGAAAGAAAUAAACAUGAAUUUGAAGGUGAAGACAACAUUGGUAACAGUGGUAGGUGUUGUAGUAGAGUAGUCGCAGUAAUGAUAGUGGCAUGUGGGCACCACUUCAGAGAAUUUAAUUAUUAAUAUUCAUUAUUAUUAUUAUUAUUAUCUCACUAGAGCUAAAUAAAUAUGUAUGUAUGUUUACCCACCGAUGUACUCAUAUAUGAAAAUAAAUGAACGUAUCUAUGUCUCUAUGUAUGUGUGUGUGUGUAUGUACGUACGUAGGUUAGUAUAUUUUUGCACACACAUUUAAUCCUAACUGGCUUAUUUAUUUUUCUUCAAUAAACUAUUACAACACUUAGUUCAAACUAUCCUCGAUACAUGAAUUCAUCUGUUCAUCUAUAAAAAUAUUUAUCAUAUGUGUGUGCAUGUGUGUAAAUCCAUGUCCAAGUUGAGAAUAUUUUUUUAAAAUGAGAAUGUUGAUAAUCAUAUUAACAAACUGGACAUUGUCCAUUUGGUAUACGGACAGAAUAUCUCAGUAAUAUCUCAGUAAUGUAUUAUCGUAAAAUGUUACCGAUAUAUGUAUAUCAUAUACUCUCACAUGAGCAAACAUGAAGUAUCUAUAUAUGAAUAAGUACUUCACCUAAACGUAGUUUCACAUCAUUACAUGUAUUCGUGUGUUUGUCUAUUCAAUGAUAUAUUGACUUGCAUGGAUGUGUGUCCCUCACUAUCUCUCCGUGUGUUUGUUAAUCAUCUAUGAGGGUAUUCGACAGAUGAGUAAAUUAAUUAUUAGUGAGUGAGCGGAGUGAGGAAAUAACAGUAAACAUUUCCUCUAUUUUAUUCAUUAACUGUAAGGUGCAUAAUUUUUUUUUUUGAGUAAAGAAAAUCGUUAUCAUGAUCAUUUUUAAUAUCACGUUUUUGUGAAUAAAACGAACACUAGAUAGUCCGAGUUUUUCCUAACGUUGACAGUCAUCUUUGAAAUCUAAAAAGAAACGACGACUACCUCAAAAACAACAAUACUGUGAAAACUUCUGUUCACCUACCACAUUAACAUUAAAUUAUCAAUCUAACACUAUUGUAUAAAUUAAAUCACUAUAAAAAUUGUUUCCAAUGUUUCCCAAAAACCCUAAUGUAAUAACGAAGCGAUUUCUUUGAACUUAUCCGCUGAUCAUUAUGAUGGCAACAUUGUUAAAUAAUAUUAAAGAACCUUUACAUCAUAUGACAAAUCAACCAGUUAUGACAGUUACAUCGAACUAUACCGAUUUAACUAUGCUAAAUACGAAAAUUACUACUAGUAACAACAUUAAUAAUAACAACGGAAGUGAUAUUACUACUCACAAUGGUAUCACAAGUAGUAGCAGCAGUGGCCAUUGUAGUGAUAAUAACGAUCUGAAUGUUGCUGAAGCACAUUUAUUAUUGGACAACUGUGAUGAUGCUAUGUUAUCAUCAUGUAACAGUUCACUUAUAAUGGAUGGACAUGAAACUAACUCAGGCAGUAAUUCACCAAUGACCAAUGCAAGUGUAACCAUGGAAACUAAUGAGAAUGUUAUGACUAAUACUAAUGACAACUCUAACAUCAACACUAAAAACAACAGUACACAUCCUAUAAUGCAAACAUCGCCGCCGUCGUCAUCGUCUCCAUCAUCAUCAAUACUGGAGCAUCAUCAAAUAUCUAACUUUAAGAAUAAAGAAUCGAAUGAUUUUCGGUGGAAUACGAAAAAUACUAAAUUAUUUGUUGGACAAAUACCGAGAAGUAUGCAAGAAAAUGAUUUACGGGUGAUUUUUGAAGAAUUUGGACCAAUUUAUGAUCUUUUAAUCUUAAGAGACAAAAUUACUGGGAUGCAUAAAGGUUGUGCCUUCGUUACAUUUUGUCAUAGACAAUCAGCUUUAAAAUGUCAAGAUGCUUUACAUGGUAAACAGACGUUGCCUGGGAUGGCAAGACCAUUACAAGUAAAAACUGCUGAUAUGGAACGUCGUACAGAAGAACGUAAAUUAUUUGUUGGUAUGUUAAGUAAACAACAAAAUGAAGAAGAUGUCAGAUUAUUAUUUGAACCAUUUGGUACAAUUGAAGAAUGUACAAUACUACGAGAUCAAAGUGGAAAUAGUAAAGGGUGCGCGUUUGUAAAAUUCUCUACACAACAGGAAGCACAAUCUGCUAUUCUUACGCUACAUGGAAGUCAAACAAUGCCGGGGGCUUCAUCAAGUAUUGUUGUGAAAUUUGCCGAUAGUGAAAAAGAACGUCAUACAAGAAAAAUUCAACAAUUAAUUGGUCCAAUGGGUUUAUUUAGUCCAACUAUAGCAAUAUCUCAACUAAAUGGUAAUAUGUAUUCACAAAUGAUAGAAAAUAUGGCACAAACAACAGGUUAUAUUAAUCCAGUUGCUGCAUUAGCAUUACAACUUCAGCAUGCCAGUCAAUUAGCUACAGUGAAUUUACCAAAUAAUGUGACAAAUUUAGCAAUGAUUUCCGCUUUAACCAACGGUUCUAGUGGACAUUUAGGCUGUGCUCCAUUACUGCAUAGUCCACGUUCAGGUACUGUUAAUCUAUCGCCUAACUGUCACACAAAUCCAAUGGCUGCGGCAGCAGCUGCCGCCGCUGUGCUUGGUAUGUCCGGCAGUAAUCCUCAGCUAACACAAAUAUCACCUCAAAUGGCAGCUUUAUCUAAUGUAAACAGUACAUGUGUCUCCGGAGAGACAGGGUGUAAUAAUUCCACUAAUAAUGGAAACUCUACAGCGGCAGCAGCCGCCGCUGCACUCAGUACAAAUGCGGCAAUGGCUGCAGCCGCCGCAGCCGUAGUUGCCAUGGCAAAUGGAAAUGUGGCCGGGAAUGUGAAUUCAAAUGGAACAACAGGUGGUUUGGCAGGACAAACAAUAAACUUAGGAUCUCCUGGAGCUAGUGGUCAUACAUUAGCUCUACAUGCAGUUCCUGGGACACAUACACCAUCUGCAAAUCUCAAUGGUCUUGGCGCUGUUUCUCUUCCUUUGAAUCAAGCAAUUUCAAAUGCUUCCUUCGGUUUAAAUACAUUAACAUCUCCAUUAACUGGACUUCCUACUGAUGCACUUUCCCAUUUGUAUCCCAGUGUUCCAACUUAUGGAUUAUCUUAUCCUUCACCGGUUACAUCUGCUUUAAAUCCAUUCGCUACAAUGGCACACCAAGCUCUUACGAUGCCUAUACAACAGAAAGAGGGUACUAAAGAUCUGAUAUUGACAGCCAACAAUUUAACAAACGAUCAACGGGCCAGAGGGAUGCAAUCUUUUCAUAUACCACCUACCACAGGAAUUUGGCGACCCCGAAUUGGCUCAGAUGUUUAUGCCAUUUGGAACAGUAAUCAGUGCUAAAGUAUAUGUUGAUCGUGCGACGAAUCAAAGUAAAUGUUUUGGUUUUGUUAGCUUUGAUAAUCCAACAAGUGCACAAGCAGCUAUACAUGCAAUGAAUGGUUUUCAAAUUGGUAUGAAACGUCUUAAAGUUCAAUUGAAACGUCCAAAAAAUGAUUCUACAAAACCGUAUUGAAACAAAACUACAAUAAUAAUAAUAAUAAUAAUAUUGAAUGUUCAAUAUGGUUUUUAACUUUGUUUUCAUUUAUUUUAUUUUUUCUUCUUUUGUUUAUUCUUAUCACCUUUAAUGUCAUUGUUUUAAACAUUUCAUAUUAUUAAAAAAAAAUCAAGUAUAUUUAUGUUUACUAAUUACAUGUACACAUUCAUUUAAUUAUAAUUAAUGUAUACAAGAUCAAAUGGAGAAAGUGGCAAUACAUGUGAACAUAAAACAAGAAACAAAUCUAUUCUUCAUAAAUAGAAUCAAAUCUAAAACUGUAUUCUUUUGUUUGUUUGCUUCCUUUAGAAAUUCAAUAGAACCUAUUCGUUAGUUUACCUGGUGUACAUAAAAUUGUAUACACAUAAUUACACUAAUAAUAGUAAUAAUGAAUAAGAAAUAAUCCUUUUGAGAACUAUCCAUUGAACAAAAUUUAAUGAACAUCUUCAGUUUAAUCAAUUAUAAACAAAAGUACAAUAAAACACAACAAAAAAACAAAAAACCGAAAAAAAAUUGGAUAAUUUAUUUUUUGAAAAAAAAAAAUUUUCAAUGAUAUUCAUACAAAAAGUAAAUUUAAACAAAAAAUAAACGAAGAUUCAUAUGGAAUAAAUAAAAUAAAUUAACUUACAUUUAAUGUGAUGUGUUUAAUGAAAAAAAAACAAGUAACGUACAUUUUUUGCGGGGUGGGGUGGGGGUGGAAUAUUUUUUUCUGUAAGCUGAUUUAAUGUUGUGUAAUUUGUUUCCUAAAUUAAUUAUUUAUUGUACUGCUUUAUCAGUGAUUUCAAUUCGAUAUAAUUUUCCUAAUUUUAAUGUAUGUAUGUAUGUAUGUAUGGAUGGAUGGAUGGAUGGAUGUAUUGUUCACAACCAUUUCUUAUAAAUUGCUUUCAUAAAUUGGACGAUCAAAAGAAAAACAAAGAAAACUUUACUUGAUUCCUUAAUCAUUAAUAAUUUAGUUUGAUCUUUAUUAUUUUAUUUCUUAAAUUGAAAAUAUUUUGUCGUUAUUAGUUAUCUUUGCAAAUUAUAUUCAUCACAUUCUUUUGUCAAUGGUAUUUCAUUUCUGAAAUUGCUACACUUUUUGGUUUUAUUUAUUAAACUACUUGUAAGUAAUCAAAUGUUUAUCUAAAAAUAUUCUGCAUAUAUUUUGAUCGAUAUUUAAAUUAUGGAGCCUGGAGAUGUGUCAUACCUUACAGAAAGUAUAUACGUUACUAAACAUACUGACCCAAUUAGUAUCAUCAUAAAUAUUCAAAAAUGACGAAAGAGACUGGUAUACUGAAAAGUUGUUAGACAAAUACAAUAAAUAAUCUUCUUCAAAACAGAAAAACAAUUUUAAGUGUAAGCUUUCCUUUUCUAAUAAUUAUUUAUUCAUAACGUUUGGAGGAUAAUUGAGUAGUAUAUACAAUCAAACUUGAAAAAAACAGACGAGAACAAUCAAUUUCUUGAUUAUUUCUCAACAUUUAUGCAUCGAAAAUGUUACAGUUCUCACUUGGAAUUAACUUUUAUUUUGUUUUACAUAACAGUAAAAAAAAAACACUAACUCUACAUAAGCUACUCUUCAAUAUUAAAAUUAAAUGCGUUUACAAAGAAGAAAAUAUUUUUAAAAAAACAGGUAAGUAGAUGAGUUAUUUCAGUUAUAUAACAUCUUCACAUACAUUUAUAUGUAUACAUGUAAUGAUUUCUUGGCUACAAGACCAUCAUAUUUCAUCUAAUUUUUGACUGGAUUCCAAGUAUCACUUCAAAUAUGUUUUUAAUUAUUUGUGUAUAUGCAGUGUUUGUGUGUGAAAACGGUAUGAUAAAAUACUUAUUUCAUUUC